Molecule: messenger RNA, 1813 nt
Organism: Hemibagrus wyckioides
Lineage: Eukaryota; Metazoa; Chordata; Actinopteri; Siluriformes; Bagridae
Gene: rbfox1l
Product: RNA binding fox-1 homolog 1, like
Exons: 13
Coding region: 181-1356 (391 amino acids)
Biological process (GO): nervous system development; regulation of alternative mRNA splicing, via spliceosome
Cellular component (GO): cytoplasm; nucleus
Molecular function (GO): mRNA binding
Source: RefSeq, a predicted model, not a curated record
CUUUUUACUUUCUUGCUUUUCUUCGGAUCCUCUGUUCUUCCUAGGAUCUUGCGUGUGGUUCCUAUCCCCGAGUUCUGGGUCUGGUUCUCUCUCCGGGGUUCUGUCUCUCUCUCUCCAGAACUUUUCCAGACUUUUCUGUCUGUCUCUCCUGUGAGGUGUCUCUCCUCCUGGCUAUACACCAUGUUGUCCUCUCCUGCGGUCAUCCUGCAGCCGUACGGUCUGCCUGUCUACCCACAGACCUCCUGCUACCCCAGCCUAGUGCAGGAAGAAGUCUCCAGUGUCAGAGCUGACAGUCAGGAGUACUGGGGUGCUCCUGCUCAGGAGGCGGGGCCAGGCAGCAGUGACCCCACCCUUCCCCAGGUCUAUGCCGCACCUCCUACAUACCCACCGCCCGGACAAGCCCAGCCCACACCCACAGCCAGACUCCCGCCUCUUGACUUUAGCUCCGCCCACUCCAGCUCUGAUUACCCAGACCACCAUCAGCUCCGAGUGUAUCAGAGUGCUCAGCAUGAGGGGGUGGAGCCUAUACCUGCCAAUAACACGGAUGACUCGAGUCUGGCCCCCGUGACCUCUGACCCCCAGCCUCUGAACGUCCCUGUGGCGGCUGGGGGUGGAGCAGGAAGCAGCAGUGAGGAGGAGGGGUCUGGGAAAGCCCAGCCCAAACGCCUUCAUGUCUCCAAUAUUCCCUUCAGAUUCCGGGACCCUGACCUGAGACAGAUGUUUGGGCAAUUUGGCAAAAUCCUGGACGUAGAGAUCAUCUUCAACGAGAGAGGGUCAAAGGGUUUUGGCUUCGUGACGUUUGAGAAUGCGUCAGAAGCCGAUCGAGCUCGAGAGAAACUCAACGGGACAAUCGUGGAGGGGAGAAAGAUCGAGGUGAACAACGCCACGGCCAGGGUGGUGACGAAGAAACCGCAGACUCCGCUGGUUAACGCUGCAGGAUGGAAGAUUAACCCUGUGAUGGGGGCCAUGUACGCUCCAGAACUCUACACCGUGGCCAGCUUUCCUUAUCCCGUUCCUACGGCAACGCUGGCUUACAGAGGCUCCGCCCUGAGAGGGCGUGGACGUGCUGUGUACAAUACCAUUCGCUCGGCGGCCACACCCACUGCUGUUCCAGCCUAUCCAGGGGUGGUCUAUCAGGAUGGACUAUAUGGCACUGAAGUCUAUGGAGGAUAUCCUGCUGCAUACAGAGUGGCUCAGUCUCCUUCUGCAACAGCUACAGCUGCGUACAGCGACGGGUAUGGGAGAGUGUAUGCCACUGACCCCUAUCAUCAUUCAGUAGGUCCAACCACCACAUACGGAGUCGGCACCAUGGCGAGUCUGUACCGAGGAGGCUACAACCGCUUCACCCCAUACUGACCACUCAGAGACUCCUCGGUGACCUCACACAGACCUCCUGCCCCCCCACACCUCCCCCUAUACGAUACAGUGGGAGGAACUUCAAUCAGCCAAUGAAGUGACGAGCCUGGGAGAAGCCACACCCACCCUGACCUCAUACAUGGUGCUCAUGGUGCUGAAGGAGAAGAGUUCCAUACCGCUAGCUGUUUAGAUUCACUGUUAUUUUUACGACUACUUUUCUCACGAUAAGCAACACCGGCGUUACGCUAACGUGCUAAUGAUCCCGCCCGGCUCUGUCGGACAGAGCGGACGUAUCCUGAGCGUGAUCAGGAAAGUGUGUGUGAUUACGAUGUGUUGUUACGUGGGUACGUGCCGAGGAGCGCUUCUACUGUAUUACUGCGCUAAAAUCACAGCACUCACGUUUAUUUAUGACAUGGGAAUUUCACGGCUAGCAUAAAGCUAACACAGGAAUCAUACA